This is a messenger RNA of Rangifer tarandus platyrhynchus (Svalbard reindeer), 1077 nucleotides long. NCBI's taxonomy places the organism in Eukaryota, Metazoa, Chordata, Mammalia, Artiodactyla, Cervidae. The record is from the annotation of a GenBank genome assembly.
AUGCUGCUCUCCAUAGGGAUGCUCAUGCUCUCGGCUACGCAAGUCUACACCAUCUUGACUGUCCAGCUCUUUGCAUUCUUAAACCUCCUGCCUGUAGAAGCAGACAUUUUAGCAUAUAAUUUUGAAAAUGCAUCUCAGACAUUUGAUGACCUUCCAGCAAGGUUUGGUUAUAGACUUCCAGCUGAAGGUUUAAAGGGUUUUUUGAUUAACUCAAAACCAGAGAAUGCCUGUGAACCCAUCGUGCCUCCGCCAGUAAGAGAUAAUUCAUCUGGCACUUUCAUCGUGUUAAUUAGAAGACUUGAUUGUAAUUUUGAUGAAAAGGUUUUAAAUGCACAGAGAGCAGGCUACAAAGCAGCCAUAGUCCACAAUGUUGACUCCGAUGACCUCAUUAGCAUGGGAUCCAACGACAAUGAAUUCACAUAUGAAAAAGGAGGCCACAUUAUCUUAGUUCCAGAAUUUAGCCUUCCUCUGGAAUACUACCUAAUCCCCUUCCUUAUCAUAGUGGGCAUCUGUCUCAUCUUGAUAGUCAUUUUUAUGAUCACAAAAUUUGUCCAGGAUCGGCAUAGAGCUAGGAGAAACCGACUUCGUAAAGAUCAACUGAAGAAGCUCCCUGUACAUAAAUUCAAAAAGGGAGAUGAAUAUGAUGUAUGUGCCAUUUGUUUGGAUGAAUAUGAAGAUGGAGACAAACUCAGAAUCCUUCCCUGUUCCCAUGCUUAUCACUGCAAGUGUGUAGAUCCUUGGCUAACUAAGACCAAAAAAACCUGUCCAGUCUGCAAGCAAAAAGUCGUCCCUUCUCAAGGCGAUUCAGACUCUGACACAGAUAGUAGUCAAGAAGAAAACGAAGUGUCGGAACACACCCCUUUACUCAGGCCUGUGGCUUCCGCCAGCACCCAGUCAUUCGGGGCCUUGUCGGAAUCCCGCUCACAUCAGAACAUGACAGAGUCUUCAGACUACGAGGAGGAUGACAAUGAAGAUCCCGACAGCAGUGACGCAGAAAAUGAAAUGAAUGAACACAGUGUUGUGGUCCAGCUGCAGCCUAAUGGUGACCGGGAUUACAACAUAGCAAAUACUGUCUGA